Messenger RNA from Ornithodoros turicata, 488 nucleotides. RefSeq lists its product as uncharacterized. The transcript has 4 exons. Bases 36 to 395 code for a protein of 119 amino acids. NCBI's taxonomy places the organism in Eukaryota, Metazoa, Arthropoda, Arachnida, Ixodida, Argasidae. The record is from RefSeq and is a predicted model, not a curated record.
UUGUGACAUGGAAGGGCCUUUAGAACUUCAGUAUCAUGCGUGUCUUGUACUGGAAUCUCUGGCUGGCCAAUACGGUGAACAACUACGUUGAGCAUAACAGCGAAUGUGUGAGAUGUAGCGUUCCUUUGUUCUCCAGCUUUGGAGUUGAGAGUCUGGUGCGUAUCACUGACGAAUUCAUGCAAGCUGUGGGACCGUGCGUGUGUAUCCUUUGGCGUACGUUCAAACGCAUGCACACCACACCCAUGUAUACGGCCUCACGCAUGUGUAAAGUACCUGGUGUCUCCACAACGACGAAGAGCAAGGCACAAACCAGAAGGCGUCUCUUGGGUCUGUCAGCGAUUAAGCUGCUUCCGCAUCUUACCAUCUAUAUUCAGUGUCAGGGAUGGCCGUCCUGAAGAGACGUAGCAACGCAUUAUUAUUAUUAUGGCCAUUAUCAGUGAUUAUAUUUUUGUACACGUUUGACUAAUUGGUUUAAGAUUGUAAUAAAC